CGGGCGGCGUGGGCGGGGCGGCCGGGCCACAUCCUCCUGGCGACACGGAUGGCGGCCGCCCGCCGCCGCCUUGCGCAGACCCAGCGGCGUCGCUCCGCCGGGUGGCCGUGGGCCCCGCGCCCGGGCGCCCGCCUGCUGCUCCCGGGCCGUGCCUGAGGCCGCCCGCCGUCGCCUGUCCCUCUGGACCCGGCCCUGCGCUCCCGCCGGCUCCCCGGUGGCUCCCACCUGCCCAGAAGCCCCGCGUCCCCCAGCCUGGGGACCGCGGGGCAGGCUGUGGACCGUCACCCCAGGCAGGGCCCCUGCCCGCGUCCUCUCCCCUCGUUUCCCGCGCCUCCGCGGAGGCCAGCGGCCACCACGCCGGAGGCCACCAGGUCGCCAAGGCCACCAGAUCGCCGAGCCCAGGAUGGAUUUCUGAGGAAGACACCGGAGGAGCAGGCCCAGGACUCAGCAUGCCGUGUGGCUGGGCGCUGCCCUUUCUCCUGCUGCUGUUCCAGGGUGGCUGGGGCUGCUCGGACCUCGUGUGUCACUCCGACUACCUCCAGACGGUCACCUGCGUCCUGCAGACCUGGAGCCCCCACCCCAGCUCCCUCACUCUCACCUGGCAAGACCAGUAUGGCGAGCUGGAGGACCAGGUCACCUCCUGCAGCCUCCACAGGUCCAGCCACAACGCCACGCACGCCAAGUACACGUGCCACAUGGAGGUGUCGGGCUUCAUGCCCGACGACGUCUUCAGCGUCAACGUGACAGACCCGCCCAGCAACGCCUCCCAGGAGUGCGGCAGCUUUGUCCUGGCUGACAGCAUCAAGCCGGCUCCUCCCUUCAACGUGACCGUGACCUUCUCGGGACACUACAACGUCUCCUGGUGCUCCGACUACGAAGACCCUGACUUCUACGCGCUCAGGGGCAAGAUGCAGUACGAGCUGCAGUACAGGAACCGCGCGGACCCCUGGGCUCUGAGCCCGGUGACAAAACUGAUCUCAGUGGACACGAGGAGCGUCUCCCUCCUGCCCCAGGAGUUCCGCAAAGACUCCAGCUACGAGCUGCGCGUGCGGGCGGGGCCCCAACCGGGCUCCUCCUUCCGGGGGACCUGGAGCGAGUGGAGCGACCCCGUCAUCUUCCAGACCCCGCCUGAGGAGUCCAGGAAAGGCUGGGACGGUCACUUGCUGCUACUGCUCCUCCUCCUGGUCAUCUUGGGCCCUGUCCUUGUCUUCCUGGGCCUGAAGAUACAUCUGCCUUGGAGGCUGUGCAAGGCGGCGUGGGCGCCGGUGCCCAGUCCCAAGAGGUUCUUCCAGCCCCUGUACGAGGGCCACCGCGGGGACUUCAAGGAAUGGGUGGGCUCGCCCUUGUCCUCCUCCCGCCUGGAGCUGGGGCCCUGGAGCCCCGUGGUCCUCUCCCGGCUGGAGCUGCCCAACCACAGCCCCUCCCGGGCGCCCAGCAAGGGGCCCGAGCCCCCGGGGCUGGGAGGGGCCGCAGACCUGCUGGAGGCCGACGGGGUGGCCGGGCCCGGCGCUGGCUGCUCGGAGGGCUCGGCUGACGGCGAGGAGAGGGACCGGCCCUACGGCCUGGUGUCCAUCGACACGGUGACUGUGGUGGAUGCAGAGGGGCCGUGCCCCUGGCCCUGCCGCUGCGGGGACGACGGCUACCCAGCCCUGGACCUGGACGCCAGCCUGGAGCCCGGCCCGGGCCCAGAGGACCUGCUGUUGGGCACAGGGAGCCCCGUCCUCUCCUGCGGCUGCGUCUCGGCGGGCGGCCCUGGGCUGGGCAGCCUCCUGGACAGGCUGACGCUGACCCUGGCGGAGGAGGACUGGGCCGCGGAGCCGCCCUGGGGCGCUGGGCCUCCGGGAGGAGCCUCGGGGAGCGAGGCGGGCUCGCCCAGCGCCGGCCUGGACAUGGAAACCUUCGACAGCGGCUUCGCGGACUCCGACUGCGGCAGCCCCGUCGAGUGCGACUUCGCCAGCCCGGGCGACGAGGGGCCCCCCAGGAGCUACCUCCGGCAGUGGGUGGUCCUGUCCCCACCACCCGGGCCCCAGGCCAGCUAGCCAGGCUGCCCGGCCGUGGGCGCUGGCCACGUCACUGAGCCAACAGCAGAGACACGGUCACCUGGGCACUGGCAGGAAGAGGCCUCAGCCCUUGGUUCACAGCGUGUGUGCGUGUGCGUGUCCACGGGUGUGAGCGCCGCCCUGGCUGCCACAUGCCUGCUGCCCUCGCGGGAGCCGCCGGGCCCCACCGCACUAGAAGGGCCAGCUCCCCGGGCGCAUGGGUGUCCCUGGGCCCACAGGGCCUCCGGGCUCAGGCAUGGCCUGUGACAGGUGCCGAGUCCAGACUCCCGGGUCCCGCUUCCAGGCUGUGCCUGCGGCUUCCCGGGAAGGGCUUGGGGGUGUAGCGAGCCCGAGGUGACCCUGCGGGUAGGAAACUGUGGGGCUCAGGUGCCCCCUGCUGUGCUUCCCAGUAGAGUGACUCCCCUUCUCUGGGCUCGGAGACCAGGCUGGCCACAGCCUGAGCCGCCCCUCCGCGGGCACCAGCUUCCUGCCCCUGCAGAGCUGGGUGGGGUGAGAAACCCAGGCGACAGGGACAGCCAGGGCCCAGCCCCCUGAAGAGGGCACUGGGGUUUCCGGGCCGCGAACCACUCAGCCUUGUCUCUUAGAAACGGCCCCGCCACCAAGAUUUCUUUUUCUGACUUCUGCCGCCCAUUUAAAAAAAUUCCCCUUUUGCACCCCUCCCCCCAAAGAAGUAUUUAUCAAGCACCGAGGAGGAGCCGGGCACCGUGCCAAGUGCUGGGGUCCAGGGUGCAGAGGAUACCCACGUGACCUUCCUGUGGCAUUCACGGGCAUGGGGGACACAGAGGAACCCGCGUCCUGCCCCAGCCCCGCUUCCAUCUGAGGUCUUAUUUAUUCAUCCCGGGGACUUAGGGGCCGCUGGUUUUCUUGCCGCUGAUUUCUCAGAAAGCCUGUUGAAAUGUGAAUGAAGAAACUCGGAGAACGCUUCUCGGCCGUGCGGAAGCCGUGGCUGGACGUGGGUUUGGAGUACGAGCUAGCUCUCCGUGCCAGGCAAUGCUUAAAACUCUCUUUAUUAUUAUUAUUUUUAAGCAAAUCGAUUGCUUUCCCUCCCAGGGUGCCCACUGUAGAAGUGGCUUGGCUUUUCAAGGUGGCUGAGCAGAGUUAAGGUGGCAGAGUCUGAGUCUGAGUCAGCUCGGGAGCCCCAGGGGAAUCCCCCACCCACCCCCGGAGCCCCCCGGGCCCUACCAUCCCCCCAAAGGCCGGUCUCUGCCUUGGGAACAGGGCCAGGAGUCAGCAGCAGGUAGUUCUGCUGGAAGUCUCCCCAGGACUCUCCAUAAAGCAGGGUAGUUAGGAGAAGUUGCUGAGAGAACCUUGGAGAGUCCUCGGUUGGAGACUGGAAAGUUCUAGAAUGCUGGGGACUACGGACCUGGGAUCGGGGUGUGUGCAGCUCUGACCAUAGCUCGUGCUCAUGUGAGCACCCCAGGCCCCCGCCGGCACCGGGACACUCAACCUGGGCGGCUGUGGUUUUCACACCUCGACAGAGUAGCCGUUUGCAGGUGCCACCUGCAGGCACCACCUGAGCCGCAGGCUCCCUGGGAACCUGGCUCAGCUCUCCACACGGAGCUCAUGUCAGGCUGUGGAGACAGAGGCCAGGACUGGGGCAGAUGGGCCCCUCGCUGCCUCCAUCUGUGAGGGAGAUGCAGCUCAUGAACAGGGUGCCAGAGGUCGGGUGAGAGCAGCCCACCCGGAGGCUGGCCUAGUAAGUGGGUGGCUGGACAGACCAGUGGGGGGGACGGCGAAAGGCUGGAAGAAAGAACAGAUGGAUGGAGAGACAGAGCUGGGUGCAGGGGACGGGUCACGAGCAAGCUCCUGAGGUCUGUCUCCUUCACUGCUUUAUCCCCAGCCUGACGCAUAGUAGACACUCAAUAAAGCCUGAUUU
This is a messenger RNA of Sciurus carolinensis (gray squirrel), 3936 nucleotides long. It is a transcript of the gene Il21r, whose product is annotated as interleukin 21 receptor. The coding region runs from base 450 to 2039 and encodes 529 amino acids. The transcript is spliced from 9 exons. The record is from RefSeq and is a predicted model, not a curated record. Gene Ontology annotation, biological process: immunoglobulin mediated immune response; cytokine-mediated signaling pathway. Lineage: Eukaryota; Metazoa; Chordata; Mammalia; Rodentia; Sciuridae. Gene Ontology annotation, molecular function: protein binding; cytokine receptor activity. Gene Ontology annotation, cellular component: membrane; external side of plasma membrane.